UGUGGGCAUAAAUAGGCCGUGGUGGUUCUGGAGAAUCUGGCACUCCGGACAACAGCGCCCGAACCGCACUCUACUUGCAGCCUUCUGCAUAGGAGUGGAGACGAUGUCGCUCCUCCUGGCUCUGGGGCUCUUGGUGGCUGGGCUCUGCCCUGCCAUCUUCUGCCACCCAUGUGGCCCGGGAGCCCAGGAGACUGUGACUCCCAACGAUGGAGACAGCAGGGUACACAUGGACACCCUCACAGUGGCCUCCAGCAACGCAGACUUCGCCUUCAACCUCUACAAGAAGCUAACUGUGGAAGUUAUGAGCGAGAACAUCAUCUUCUCCCCAGUGAGCAUCUUGGCCGCGCUGGCCGUCAUGUCCCUGGGGGCCCUCAAUGCCAAGCUGAUGGAGCUCCUCCAAGGCCUCAGGUUCAACCUCACGGAGACCCCCGAGGCAGAGAUCCACCGGAGCAUCCAGCACUUCCUGCGCACCCUCCGGCAGCCCAACGACAAGCUGCAGCUGAGCAUGGGCAAUGCCCUGUUUAUCCAGGAGCAGCUGCAGCUCUUGUCCACAUUCACGGAGAAUGCCCGGAGUCUGUAUGCAGCCGAGACCUUCACCACCAACUUCCAGGACCCAAAUGCUGCCGAGAAGCUCAUCAAUGACUUCGUGAAGAAGGAGACUCAGGGGAAGAUCUCGGGGCUGGUCAAGGGCCUGGACCCCAGGACCAUGGUGGUCCUGGUGAAUUACGUCUUCUUUAAAGGCACGUGGAAGAUGCCCUUUGACCCCAGAAACACCUUGGAGUCAAAGUUCUACCUGAGUCCUAGGCGGUGGGUGCUGGUGCCCAUGAUGAAGCUGGCGAACCAGCGCAUCCCCUACUUCCGGGAAGAGGCUCUGUCCUGCACCGUGGUGGAGCUGCCAUACACGGGCAAUGCCAGCGCGCUCCUCAUCCUCCCCGACCAGGGCAGGAUACCUUGGGUGGAGGAGGCGCUGAGCUGGAAAUUGCUGAAGCAGUGGAGGGACUCCCUGCAGCCCAGGUGGAUAGACGAAUUCUACCUACCCAAGUUCUCCAUCUCCAGAAACUACCAAUUGGAAAGCAUCCUCCCUGAGCUGGGUAUCAGGGAAGUCUUCUCCCCGAAGGCUGACCUGUCGGGAAUCACGGGUGCCCGGGACCUGCAGAUCUCCCAGUUCUUCCACAGAGCUGUGCUGGAUGUGGCCGAGAACGGCACAGAAGCAACUGCCACCACAGGAAUUAAACUUAUCUUGACAUCUGCAAAAGUAGACCCGGUGAUUGUGAACUUCAUCAGGCCGUUCCUGAUCACCAUCCUCGAUAAGGAGAUCAACAGCGUCCUCUUUAUGUCCAGAGUGCUCAACCCCAAGCCAACCUAGAGCUCCCCACUGAGUGGGGUCCUGGCAAGGAGCCAGGGAAGGGACUCCAGGGAGCGCCCAGGCCUGGCCUUGUCUGUACCUGCUCUGCCGUCUGUUCCAUUGAGGCCUCCUGAAGACAGCAACAGUCCACCUUCCCCGACACUUUCCCUGUGCUUCCCUGCUGCGCAUCCACCUCCAUGCUGUCCACCUGUGUCCUGGAGCCAAGACUCUGACCUCCUGGGGCCACCAGAGCCUCGAGCCCUUUCCUGCCUUCAGUGCUACCCUCCACCAGGACCAGGCUCUGUCCGCUGCUGCCUCCUGCGGGGUCCCUGGCCUUGUCCACAUCUAGCUCAGGCCCUGGACCAGUGAGCACAGAUACAGGGAGAUAUGGGGAGGGAUGGUAUAGGGCAUGACUGGAGAGGCUGGUAGGAUAGCACACCCAUUGCUUGGCAGCUGUUCCCUGCAUGUGCCUUAUCAUAAAUAAACUUUGCCUCCCGUUACUUUCA
Fukomys damarensis (Damara mole-rat) is the source of this 1851-nucleotide messenger RNA. RefSeq names its product serpin family A member 3 (gene Serpina3). Lineage: Eukaryota; Metazoa; Chordata; Mammalia; Rodentia; Bathyergidae. The transcript has 5 exons. Gene Ontology annotation, molecular function: serine-type endopeptidase inhibitor activity. Bases 104 to 1366 code for a protein of 420 amino acids. Gene Ontology annotation, biological process: negative regulation of endopeptidase activity. The record is from RefSeq and is a predicted model, not a curated record.